Spodoptera littoralis (African cotton leafworm) is the source of this 654-nucleotide messenger RNA. NCBI's taxonomy places the organism in Eukaryota, Metazoa, Arthropoda, Insecta, Lepidoptera, Noctuidae. The record is from the annotation of a GenBank genome assembly.
AUGUUAAAAGAAGCAGCAUCCCUGAUAAUGAAGCACACGGUGACGUCUCGUCGGCAUCUGACACCAGAACUAGCACUACGGCUGAUCACUCCUGAGUGUCCGCUGUGGAGGGCCACUGAAGAUCAGAUCCCAUUCAAGGAUCCUUUCUGGGCAUUCUACUGGCCUGGAGGACAGGCCACUGCCAGAUUCAUUUUAGACAAUGGUGAUCAAUUCAAGAAUUAUUCCAUUUUAGACGUUGGCUGUGGAUGUGGCGCGGGAAGCAUCGCUGCUGCAAAAGUAGGAGCGAAACUAGUGGUAGCCAACGAUAUUGAUCAUUUUGCGGUUACUGCUACGAAAAUAAACGCUGAAUUGAAUGACGUCACUGUUGAAACUAGUACAAACAAUUUGAUUGGAGAUAGCUGUAAAGAAUUUGAUACAAUUCUGAUUGGCGAUAUGUUUUAUAAUGAAGAAUUCGCUAGUGUACUGUUCGAAUGGCUGCACAGACUGUCCACUGAAGAUGGGAAAACGGUGCUAAUUGGUGACCCAGGGCGGCACGGACUAACUGCCACCCGACGGCAACAGAUGUCGCUAGCGGCGCGCUAUGACCUGCCUGCGCACAUUUGCAUGGAAAACCAUGGUUUUACACACGCUGAUGUCUGGAUAUUUAAUAAAUAA